AUGUCACUUGAGCAAGAAGUUGAAAAACCAACAAUAAACUCCUUCGAUGAUGUCUUACCAGUACUUUCUCAAACACUACAUGAUGUAUCACCAACAACUGAAAGAUGCAUCAGUGCAUUAGAAAAUAGUACUGGUAUUAAGCGUGAACACUUUGCUUGUGGUAUAGCAGCCAUAGCAGCAGCAUAUUUGAUGAUUGGUGUAGAAGCUGGUUUUGUGUGCAAUCUCAUCUGUUUCAGCUACCCUGCUUAUAAAAGUUUCCAAAAAGUGGAUAGUCAAUCAACGGAUAAUGUCCUUAAAUGGCUGUUGUAUUGGGUGAUAUUUGGAACAUUUACGGUGCUCGAUCGAUUUGCUAGCGAUAUUAACCGACAUUUACCAAUUUACUGGCUUUUCAAGUGCAUAUUUUGCAUUUAUCUGUUUCUUCCUCAAACUGAUGGAGCCAAUCGUUUUCGAAACAAUGUGCUAGCACCAAUUUUCAAAAUUCUGAAUCGUAAACCACGAGAAAUUGUAUCACUGUCCGUUUUUCUGUUUGCUAUUUCUCAUUUUGAGUUGCAAACAAAACCAGCAACUGAUCCAGCUCUUGCCGCCACUAGAAAAGAAUCUACAACACUAAUUCAAUCAAAAGUGGCCAAAAAAGUGGAAGUGAUCCGAAAGGCUCAAAUUCCUAUAUUCUUUAUUAUUGGUCCUCCAGGAGCAGGUAAAGGAACACAGUGUGCUAAAAUGGUUGAAAAAUAUGGACUAACACAUUUAAGCACAGGCGAUCUUUUACGAGCUGAAGUAGCUUCAUGUGGAUCACGUGCUAAUGAACUACGACAAAAAAUGGAAAAUGGCGAACUCAUUUCUAUGAGAAUUGUAUUAGAUCUUCUCAAAGAAGCCAUGUCAAGAGCAACAAUAAAUGGUAGUCGUGGCUUUCUUAUUGACGGUUUUCCACGUGAUUUGAUUCAAGCACAGCAGUUUGAAUCAGAAGUAAGUCAAUCUAAUAACCUGUAUUAUGAGACUAUGGUGAAACAGGUGGACUUGAUAGUAAGAAAAAAUGAAAAAAAUUUAUGUAUCAAACAAAAUUUAUUGUAUGUGUUUAUAGUUCGGAUUCCGGAUUUGGUUAUUGAUUUUGAAGCCAAGGAAAAAGUACUUCUGGAUCGUUGCACCAAUAGCAAAAACAAAUUUUGUAGGGAUCGAUUUGAUGACAAUAUUGAGACAAUGCGCAAACGUUGGGAAACGUAUAAACUUUCUAGCUUGCCGGUAGCCGAAUACUAUGCUCGGAAAGGAAAGCUCUUACGAGUAAUACAUAAUUUACUUUAUUUGUCGUAG
This is a messenger RNA of Thelazia callipaeda (thelaziosis nematode), 1305 nucleotides long. NCBI's taxonomy places the organism in Eukaryota, Metazoa, Nematoda, Chromadorea, Rhabditida, Thelaziidae. The record is from the annotation of a GenBank genome assembly.